Kogia breviceps (pygmy sperm whale) is the source of this 4140-nucleotide messenger RNA. Lineage: Eukaryota; Metazoa; Chordata; Mammalia; Artiodactyla; Physeteridae. The record is from RefSeq and is a predicted model, not a curated record.
AGCUGGACCCCAGCGCGGGAGGAGGCGGCAGAGGGCAGGAACCGGCCUGCCGGCUGGGCACCAACCACCCGUGCCUGCCAAUGCGGCCCGGCACCCGGAGAGCCAAGUCCCCAGGUCCGAGGCACGCCCAUGUGGGCCGGCGGCGUGGGGAGUCCUCGGCGGGGCCCGGCCCCCGCGCCCACCGAUGACCUCUUCGCCCGCAAGCUGCGCCAGCCGGCGCGGCCCCCGCUGACGCCACACACCUUCGAGCCCAGGCCUGCCCGCGGCUCGCUCCUGCGCAGCGGCAGCGAUGCGGGCGAGGCCCGGCCCCCGACACCGGCCAGCCCUCGCGCCCGCGCCCACAGCCACGAGGAGACCGGCCGCCCCGCCGCGCCCCCCGCCCGCUUCUUCUCCGACCCGCUGGCGCUGCUGGGGCUGCCCGUCGAGGAGCCGGAGCCUGAGUUCCCGCCCGUGCCCGAGCCUCGCUGGUUCGCCCACUAUGACGUGCAGAGCCUGCUCUUUGACUGGGCUUCGAGGCCACGCGGGACGGGGGGUCACGCAGAGGCGGGCUCUGGGACCCCCGCCUCGGCUCAGGACCAGACUGCCGGCUCCGACCUGCUGCUCGAGGCGCCUGGCUUCGUGAGUGAGCUCGGGGGUGAGGGCGAGCUGGGACUGGGUGGACUGGUGUCUCCACCUGUGCCCCCCUCACUGCCCAACGCGGCCGUGUCCGUCCUGGAGGAGCCACAGAACCGAACCUCGGCCUACAGCCUGGAGCAUGCAGACCUGGGCGCUGGCUACUACCGCAAGUACUUCUACGGCAAAGAACACCAGAACUUCUUUGGACUGGACGAGGCGCUGGGCCCGGUGGCAGUGAGCCUGCGGCGGGAGGAGAAGGAGAGCAGCGGAGGGGGCACUCUGCACAGCUACCGCAUCAUCGUGCGGACCACGCAGCUCCGGACCCUCCGCGGCACCAUCUCGGAGGACGCGCUACCGCCAGGGCCCCCGAGAGGCCUGUCCCCGAGGAAGCUUCUAGAGCACGUGGCAUCGCGGCUGAGCCCGACCUGCCUGCGCCUGGGCUCGGCUUCACCGAAGGUGCCCCGCACGCUGCUUACACUGGACGAGCAAGUGCUGAGCUUCCAGCGCAAGGUGGGCAUCCUGUACUGCCGGGCGGGCCAGGGCUCGGAGGAGGAGAUGUAUAACAACCAGGACGCAGGACCCUCCUUCAUGCAGUUCCUCACCCUGCUGGGUGACGUGGUGCGGCUCAAAGGCUUUGAGAGCUACCGGGCCCAGCUGGACACCAAAACGGAUUCCACGGGCACGCACUCCCUCUACACCACGUACCAGGACCAUGAGAUCAUGUUCCACGUGUCCACGAUGCUGCCUUACACCCCCAAUAACCAGCAGCAGCUCCUGCGGAAGCGCCACAUCGGCAACAACAUUGUGACCAUCGUGUUCCAGGAACCCGGCAGCAAGCCCUUCUGCCCCACCACCAUACGCUCGCACUUCCAGCACGUAUUCCUAGUCGUGCGGGCCCACGCGCCCUGCACUCCGCACACCUCCUACAGGGUGGCUGUGAGCCGCACCCAGGACACCCCGGCCUUUGGGCCAGCUCUGCCCCCUGGCGGAGGACCCUUUGCGGCCAAUGCCGACUUCCGGGCCCUCCUGUUGGCCAAGGCGCUCAAUGGUGAGCAGGCGGCGGGCCACGCACGCCAGUUCCACGCCAUGGCCACGCGCACGCGCCAGCAGUAUCUGCAGGACCUGGCCACCAACGAGGUGACCACCACGUCGCUGGACUCGGCUUCCCGCUUCGGCCUGCCUUCCCUGGGCGGGAGGCGGCGGGCGUGCCCCCGGGGCCCGGGCGCCGAGCUGCAGGCGGCAGGGGCGCUGGUGUGGGGCGUACGCGCGGCGCCCGGGGCGCGGGGCGCGACCGGAGCCGAGGCGGGCGGCCCUGACGGCGCAGAGGUGCCAUGUCUGCUGGGCAUCUCGGCCGAGGCGCUGGUGCUGGUGGCGCCGCGCGACGGCCGCGUAGUCUUCAACUGCGCCUGUCGCGACGUGCUGGCUUGGACCUUCUCCGAGCAGCAGCUCGACCUGUACCACGGCCGCGGGGAGGCGAUCAUGCUACGGUUCGACGGGCCCCCCGGCCAAGCCGUUGGCGAGGUCGUGACGCGCCUGCAGCUGGUGAGCCGCGGCUGCGAGACGCGCGAGCUGGCGCUGCCCCGCGACGGUCAAGGCCGCCUGGGCUUCGAGGUGGACGCCGAGGGCUUCGUCACGCACGUGGAGCGCUUCACGUUCGCGGAGACGACGGGGCUGCGGCCUGGGGCGCGCCUGCUGCGCGUGUGUGGCCAGACGCUGCCCAGUCUCGGCCCCGAGGCCGCUGCCCAGCUGCUGCGCUCGGCGCCCAAGGUCUGCGUCACCGUCCUGACCCCCGACGAGAGCGGCCGGCCGCGCAGGAGCUUUUCGGAGCUGUACAUGCUGUCUCUGCAGGAGCCCAGCCGGCGGGGGGCUCCCGAGCCGGUGCAGGAUGAGGCCCCAGCAGUGGCCCUACUGCCCACCACGAAGCAGCUGCUGCAAGUGUGCCUGAACGAUGGCGGUGGCCCUCCAGGGCCCAGGGACCUGGCCGAGGAGAGGACCGAGUUCCUGCACAGUCAGAACCCUCCAUCACCCUGCAGCUCCCUGUCUGAUGAAGCCCCAGUCCUGCCCAACACCACCCCGGACCUCCUCCUUGCCACCACGGCCAAGCCGGCAGCACCCAGUGCUGGCAGGGAGACACCCCCCACCCAGCAGGGGCCAGGCAGCCGCAGUGGCUGUGAGGACAGGGGUGACCCAGCCCCGGAGCUGAGGGCCUCCUUCUUGCCACGAACCUUGUCUCUGAGGAACUCCAUCAGCAAAAUCAUAUCAGAGGCGGGCAGCGAGACCCUAGAAGACGAGUGGCAGUCCAUCUCAGAGAUCGCCUCCACCUGCAACACCAUCCUGGAGUCGCUCUCCCGGGAGGGGCCGCCCAUCCCAGAGAGCAGAGAUGCCAGGGGAACUCCAAAAUCUGAUGCUGAGCCAGAACCCGGGAGCCUGUCUGAGAAGGUCUCUCACCUGGAGUCCAUGCUCAGGAAGCUGCAGGACGACCUGCAGAAGGUGACACGGUGGCUGCGGGCCGUGGGGAGUCACAGGGCUGCCCCAGGAGAGGGGCCAGGGGCUGGCCACGCUGACUCCUGCCUCGCCCCACCUCCCCCCAGGAGAAGGCAGACAGGGCGGCCCUGGAGGAGGAGGUGCGGAGCCUGCGGCACAACAACCGGCGGCUGCAGGCCGAGUCAGAGAGCGCGGCCACGCGCCUGCUCCUGGCCUCCAAGCAGCUGGGCUCCGCCACCAGCGACCCGGCCUGAAGCCGGAGGGUCCAGCCUCAGCCCGGCCGCAGACCUGCUCGAACUGCCCGGCCGCUCGCUCGGGGCACCUGGGCCACACCAGGCCCCGGGCCCCCCUCAGGGACUCUCCCUGCGCGAGGCGCAUCUUAGCACUGCCCCCGCUCCCCGGCCCAUUAUUUGGUGGCAUUUUGGUGGCGAAGUUGCCCCUCUACCCCCCUUCCCCAUUUGUAAAUAUUCUGUGGAGAAAAGGGGACUUCAGGGAAUAAAGAAGCCACGGUUAUUUGUGUCCACACAGGUGUUCAUGACAUGCUGGGGGAAGGGGCUUUGCCCCCUCAGGCCCCGGCCAAGCUGCCGGGACAGUGGCUCAGGGUUAGGCUGGCACAAACUGAGAGGUUCUCUGAGGCUAGGCCACCCUUGGCUUCUGUCCCACAAACACUGAUUUGGUCUGUGGGGAAGCAGGUGGCCACGCCCUGUACCUAUUCUGCUUAAUCGUUGGAGCCAGAUCCCUGCCCUAGAACCAGACCUGCGGGGCUGAGAUCAGAGGCAGAGCCCCGCUGGGCAGGAGAGGAAAGGCGCUUAGGGGCCAAGGGGCGCCUGCCCAUGCCCUCUUUAAAGGCCCUGUCCCCGGUACAGGCCCCGCUCUCCUCUCUGUAGACACUGAGUCCCCAAGCCUGGCACUCCCUCAGUCACCUGGCCAGAUCUGGCAGGCCCCAAUUCCAGACGUAGUAGCUUCUCUGCCUUAGUUGCCUGGGAGAUGUUUCCAUGUCCCAGAGGAAAUCAGCCCUUGACCCACUUCUCUCCUCACCAG